AUGUCGAACGGAGUCAUCACUAUUGAUAACUACAUUGGCGGCAGUUUCGUCGCUCCAGGUGCCAACUAUUUGGACGUUGUGGACCCGGCUGUCCCCGGCAAGGUCAUUGCCAAGUGUGGAAUCUCGACUGCCAAGGAUGUGGAUAUUGCCGUCGAGGCAGCCAAGAAGGCUCUUCCUGCUUGGUCGAAAAUGACCAUCAAGGCACGGGCGGCCAUCAUGAUGAAAUUCCACUCCAUUAUCCAGCGAGAAGCCGAAGAUUUGGCACGUAUGAUUGUGUUGGAGAACGGCAAAAAUUUUACUGAAGCCAUGGCGGAAGUGGCCAAGGCGAACGAGACAGUGGAAUAUGCUUGUUCCUUGCCUCAGCUAGCCGAGGGAAAGACUCUGAGGGUUUCUAGUCAAGUAACCUGUGAAGACAGGCGUCUGCCCUUGGGGGUUGUGGCAAGCAUUGUGCCGUUCAAUUUUCCUCUAAUGGUUCCCAUGUGGACUCUGCCUAUUGCAUUGGUAAUGGGAAACACGGUAAUUUGCAAACCUUCCGAAAAGGUCCCCAUGACAUUGCGUCGCGUCGCCGAAUUGGCACAAGAGGCUGGAUUCCCCGCGGGUGUGUUCAACUUGGUCAAUGGAGUCAAGGAAUCGGUCGAAGCAUUGAUUGAUCAUCCCGAUGUCAAAGCCGUCACCUUUGUCGGAUCCAGUCCCGUGGCAGAAAUUGUCAGCACACGAUGUCGCAAAUUGCACAAACGGUCCUCGGAUAUUUGUGUCAGUUUUGCCGGAUGUGCCGGACAACGUUGCAUGGCUGCGUCGGUCUUGCUCUUGGUGGGUGGUGAAGUCCAGGAGGGACUUUUGGCCAAGGUCGUCGAGUUGGCCUCCAAAAUUGAGCCAGGAAGCAAACCUGGUCAGAUGGGUCCAGUCAUUGACGAAGCAUCAUACAAAAAGAUUAUUGGUUACGUUACUGACGCCGAAAAAUGUGGCGCUGAAAUCAUCUUGGAUGGAAGGCCCUGGAACAAGAAGGAGGGCUGCAAAGGAAACUGGAUCGGCCCAACGAUUAUCAAACACAAGCAAUCAUCUGACAAAACCAUGAAGGAGGAAGUCUUUGGUCCCGUCCUUUCUGUCUACUCGGUGAGUUCCUGGGAAGAAGCCAUUGCCAUCGAAAAUGCCAAUCCCUUUGGAAAUGCGGCCUGCAUUUACACAACAAAUGGGGGGAAUGCGGAAUGGUUU
Messenger RNA from Seminavis robusta, 1212 nucleotides. The record is from the annotation of a GenBank genome assembly. NCBI's taxonomy places the organism in Eukaryota, Bacillariophyta, Bacillariophyceae, Naviculales, Naviculaceae.